This is a messenger RNA of Cercocebus atys (sooty mangabey), 5856 nucleotides long. It is a transcript of the gene NKAIN2, whose product is annotated as Na+/K+ transporting ATPase interacting 2. The transcript is spliced from 8 exons. Lineage: Eukaryota; Metazoa; Chordata; Mammalia; Primates; Cercopithecidae. The record is from RefSeq and is a predicted model, not a curated record. Bases 2733 to 3347 code for a protein of 204 amino acids. Gene Ontology annotation, biological process: regulation of sodium ion transport.
AAAUAUUACAAAAAUACUUGUACUUUUGCUAAUAAAAUGUAAAAUUAUGUUUUGGGAAUAGCCAUAUCAAAUGUGAUUAGAUAGUCACAAUUUUUACCUUGUAUUCCAGCUGACAAGGAACUCCUAAGCUCCCAGUUUCUGUUUAAUUUGCUUUACUUACAUUACUUUCAUUCUGUGUGGUUUUUUUUUUUUUUUAGAAACAUUUUAGGCCAUUUUUGAGGGUGAGAUUAGUUAAAACUAGAAAACAAAAUCUCCAAAUCUAUUUCUCUAGGCACCAGUAAACUGAAAGAUAUCCAGUUAUGCUAGACUUUAAGAAAUCCACUCUUUUCUCAAGGUAUCUAUAUGCGGUAACAUUUGACAUCUGGACCAAGUGAAAAAUGCCGAUUUAGAUAGUAAUAAUAUGUAAUUAUAGUGUCACUUUUGUUUUAACUAUUAGCCACUAAGAGCUUACAACCGUUUUCAGUGUUAGCAGCCUAGGAAGAAAAAUACUCUUUUAUCUUGUUUUCUGUUUAUUGUAUUGUCUACUACCUCUCAGGUUUUAUAGGAGGGUAUUCAUAGCUGUUGCACCUGUGACUUUGGUUGUUCCUACUAGGUUAUCUGCCUGGUUUCAACCAAUUACCUGUCUAUCUCUGGGCUUGAAUCUGGAGGUUUAUCUGUAUCUUCAAUGUGUAGUAGGUCCUGGUACUGAGUUAGUUGUUCUCUUUCAAUGAACAGAAAAGUGGACUAUGAAAAUCCCUUAGAUUGACUUUUAUGUGUUCAUAUUUUCUGUCGUCCCAUGAGCACAUUUUCUCAUAAUGUAACACAAAGUACAGCCUCUUAUUUCUACAAAGGUAAAGAUUUUCACAGUAUUUGAUUUAGCUUUCUAAUCUAACCCACCUGCUUUUUCUUUUCUUCAUCUAUCAGAAAAUUACAUACACACACACACACACACACACACGCACACACGAUACUCAACAAACUGAAAAGCUCCAGUGAUUCCACUUGUUUUAUUAAAAUAUGCACUCACUAGCUGCCUUUCCAUAUAUGACAGGCACGCACCACAGCUCCCACUUACCCAGGCCUACGAAUUGCUAAGCCUGUGCUAUGGUCUGACUGUAUCCCCCAAAAUUCAUACGUCGAGACUUACUGAUAGUAUUAGAAGUUGGUGCCUUCACUCAUGGGACAGAGCCCUCAUGAAUAGUAUUAGUGCCCUUAUAAAAGAGAUGUGAGGGAGCUAUUUGCCUCUCUGCCAUGUGAGAAUGCAAUGUUCCUCCCAUUUCGCCCUAUUUCUGCCAUGUGAGGAUGCAACAAGAAAACCCUCACCAGACACCAAAAGCUGGUGCCUUGAUCUUGAACUUCCCAGCCUUCAGAACGGUAAGAAAUAAAUUUCUGUUGUUUAUAGAUUACCCUGUCUUAGAUAUUUUUAAAGGAGCACAAAUGAAUAAGACAACCUGUCUUUUCCAUUAUACGUGCAGUGUUUCUCUAUUUCACUGGGAUGUUAUUUAUACACAGUUGCAUAUUUCUUCAUUUUAAAUUCUCACACUUAUAACAUUUUAAAUACCAAAUACAUAAUUAAAACUGCUUCUGUUGUCUCUAUUAACAUGAUAAAUAUGCGUAUGCAUAAUAUAUACACACAUAGGUAUAGAUGCAUAACAUAUAGUUGUAUACAUAACUGCAUUUCUCAAGUGCAUGAAUGUCUAGAUGGAGAGAUUAAAGAGAAUGAAGUGGGAAACAACAUAAGUCAAGCUAGAGAUGGCUUAAUUUUGCGCCAUUCGCACCUCUGCACAAUCUCAACAUUUUGACCACCAUCUCCAGGUCUCAGGAGAGACCUGGCUAUAUAAAAUAUAUCCAGGAGAGACCUGGAGAGACCCAGAUAUAUAAAAUAUUUACCUCAUUGAGAAUUAUAUAUAAGGGUUAACUUCUUAGUCUGUCCCUCUCCCUUUUUAGAAUUUUUCUUUUUCCAAAUUAUAGAUAUAUUUUGAGCCUACUGAUAAUUACAUUCAUAUUUCUGUUUCCCGUGGCAUUUAUCAAGCAUUGCACCCAUUUUGUUCUCCUCUGCUAUUUGCUGUGACUCUUCUCCUUGUCUGGUUGUGGCUCCUGACUGCACUGGCAGGAAUAUGCACAGCUUUAGCUAAUUAAUUGCUUCUGCAGAGCAGUAAAGUAUACUUACCUAGAGUGCACUUGCAGCAGGCACUAUAGAGUUAUUAGAAAAGAGUUAUGGAUCUUGAUUCAUAGCUCAUAUAUGCAUAUGCACAUCAGAAUUAGAAUUUAGUCUUUAUAAAUAGUAUGCUAAUGACCUCUCAGCAAUAAAUGGGUCCUGAGACCAUUAUAAAUUUGAGAACUAGAAAAGGCAGGGCUUAAUUGUAAAAAUAAAAUUGUAACAUAUGAUUUAGCCAUAUGUGUUUAUAUGUAAAAAGCUUGUUAUUUAGAAGAGGCUUCCUUUUGCUUCUGUAACCACUCUAAUAAACAGGAAUGCAUAUGAUCCUUUUAGUGCAGAGCAUAUUCUCAGGAUACUGUCUCAAAACACAUUGAUGCAAUUUGAAAGUAUAUUUCAAUUUGCUGCAUUUGUGUGUGUGUGUCUGUGUGUGUGUGUGUGUGUGUGUGUGUGAAAAGCAGCAGAUACUCAAACUCCCAGAUUGAGACUAUCUUUAAUGCAGUAUGUUUUUAUUCGUCAAUCUAACGCAGCUUUCUUAGGCCAGAAGAGAAUAUCCUCUCUUUGGCUGACGUGUGAAAUGUGACAGAGGCAUCUUGUAAUGGACAUUUUCCAAAAGCAUCACAUGGUUUGUGUGCUGGAGAGGCAAAUAUUUGACUUCCUUGGAUAUCAGUGGGCACCUAUCCUGGCAAAUUUUGUACAUAUUAUUAUCGUCAUUCUUGGUUUGUUUGGAACUAUUCAAUAUAGACCUCGUUACAUAACAGGAUAUGCUGUCUGGCUAGUCCUCUGGGUUACGUGGAAUGUGUUUGUUAUCUGCUUCUAUUUGGAGGCUGGGGACCUCUCAAAGGAAACAGACCUUAUCCUGACUUUUAAUAUAUCAAUGCACCGAUCUUGGUGGAUGGAGAAUGGACCAGGAUGUACGGUGACGUCAGUGACACCCGCCCCAGACUGGGCCCCAGAAGACCAUCGCUACAUCACGGUCUCAGGGUGUUUGCUGGAGUACCAGUACAUAGAAGUGGCUCAUAGUUCCCUCCAGAUUGUCCUCGCACUGGCAGGUUUCAUCUACGCCUGUUAUGUUGUGAAAUGUAUAACUGAAGAAGAGGACAGCUUUGAUUUCAUAGGUGGCUUUGACUCUUAUGGCUAUCAAGGGCCUCAGAAGACAUCUCAUUUACAACUACAGCCUAUGUACAUGCAAAUUCCCUUGGAUAACAACUGAUAACAAAUUCUAUAUAUCAGCAUCAAGUGAUAUGCUGAAUUGCAAGCGAAGAUCAAAAUAGAAAGUCAAAAUAAUACAGAUGACUUCAGUAUGUCAGCCCACGAACCUUUCAAAGAACUUUUUUCGCAGUGGCCUCCUGCAUUUUAUGAAGAGCAAGAAGCAACCGAGUUUAAAUACAUAUACGUAUUAACAAAACAAAUGCAAAGCCUCUACAUACAACACUGACACACACACACGCACACACACACACACGCACACACACACACACGUGAGCACGCACACACCAAUUCCACUUGACCUCCUCUUUCUAACUGAAACAGACAAAUAUGCAGGACACGCCCAUCUUGGAUUUCCUGAAAGCAGGCUCCUUUCUCCCAGGCCUUUGGAAAGUUCAAAAGGAGAUGUGUUGAUGCCCAACGGUUGCUGGCCAUUGCUAACUCCUCUGCAGCCCAGCCGGUCGGCCUCUGUGAGCUGGGAAGUCAUCCAAGGCACAUUAGUUUGAGAGCUCUGUCUUCUGCACUCCACACAUCUUGACAGCACCACGGCUACUUAGGCAAUGUAAUUGCAAAAACAAACAAAACAUGUCAUGAUGACCUUGUACCCGAAGUCCGAAAUGGCAGAUUGUUUGCCCUAAAGGCUGUACCGUACAUACUUGCCUUAACCCACCUAUGUUGUGUGCCCAAGAAUCUCAGUGCAGACAGCCCCAAGUCACUUCCUUUAGGCUAACACACUGCUAUUAAUUCUGAAUGAGUUCAAGCCUGUGUGUUUCAUGUCAAGGAACAAGACUGAAUAGCUCAGCAGCUCCAGUGUGUCUGUAUAAGAAAAGUGCCAGCUGUCAGCAAAGUGCUUUACCAUAGAGCCUCCAUGGUGGCCCAAAAGAGACAAGUAACAAUAACAAUAUUUGUCAUCUUUGUAAUUCUAAAAUAUGGUCUUCUGAUGGGGUUGGGGAUGGGACAGAGUAAAACAUUAAUCUACUAAACUCACUAAUCUACUGGAAGCAGAAAGCAGAAAUGGCUUAACUCGCUGAUUUUAUUUAUUGCACUCUAGGUGCUUUUAUAAGUAUCUACAAUUGUCUUUUACUAACACAGAAACAGCUGUGGAUUUCUAUCAACAGAGGCCAACUGAAUAUGUAUUAGCUAUGUUUACUCUUUUAUAUCUAAUUCAAAUUGAAGACUCUACGUAGGUGAACUUUUUUUUCUAACUUCAGCGUACAAGAUUAUUUUUGGGUGGGUGGGGGGAGCAAUAGUUACCUUGGUGAAAUAUUUGAGAUCUUUUUGUGGUAUUUGGGGGAUCUGUUGUGUGUUAGAGUGUAUUUCAAUCCUCCUGUAUUAUUGUGGCAGAAAAAAACUGUGCUGUUAACGUAGUUGGCAACAAGAUGCCUUUGGAAACUUAAUAGUAGGUCAAUGUGUUUAUGGAAUACUCUGAACUCCUAGGAAAUUUUGUUCUAUAUUUUAAAGCAUUAUUUGGUUUUCAUUAGUGGAAAACAUAAUUAGCUCAGGCUUAUCAGGAACUCAGAUGAGUCGUAUCUUUUCUUGGAUACACCUGAGACAUUAAACUCAAUUUUUUGAAACUAACACACCAUUCUUUAGUGCAGUGAAAUUCAGAAGUUAUAAAUUGGCAUGGAGCAAGUUUUUUCUUUGAUUUCUAUGAAGUUUCAGUUAUUGGAUUAAACUACUUUGGACCUUAGCCCAUUCAGAUCUACAUACACCAGUUCCAUUACUGUGUUUGCAUGGAUGUCUGUAAUAUAAACACACAGAAACAUUUGAAAAUGAUAGAGGAACAAAGAGUUAUCAUUGGAACAUAAACUAUAAAAAAAGAUUCCAGCACUCAUGCUUGAAUUUCCUCAGUGGGUUGUAUGUUUGUCCAUACAUACAUGUAUAAAAUAAACAAUUGCGAACAUGUCAGUGAAACCUCAUAAGACGCUUUUAUAGUGACAUGCAUGUUUAAUGUAUGAGAAAAAUAUUUACCAAUGUAUUGUCCUUUGAUUCCUAAAAUAUAAAUACUAUACAUGCCACAGACUAUUCUAAUGUGACUUUUAAUGUGACUAUUAAAAUGAGGUUUCACUGUACGUUCAUGCUGUGGUGACAUUUCACCUUAUACUACAUGUAUAUGGCUACAGAAAAUAAGCCCUCAUAUUCCUGCUUUCAGUUACAGCCAAGUUUUCACCAAAUCAUGACUAUCAUCACCACCAAAAUUUUAAAAAACAGUAGUUGACUACUAAAAAGUAAUAGGUGGACAGGUCUUUUAUGGGAGUAGUAAGCACAGUAGUGUGAUUAUAUCUGGGAAAACAUCUACAGUUGUACAGCUGUAUCCUCCUCAAAAUCCGGUGAAGAAUGCUAUUUUUCUAGGCUGAGCUUUUGUUAUAAACCUAAUAUUCAGAAGGCAAGAGUUAUGAUCCUGAUGUGUCCUUUUUUUUGCAUUUGUUAAUUCUGAAUGUAUUUUUAACAGAGUGAUUUUUUUGACUUACUCGUGUAAUUUGCAUUUUAAAAAUAAAUGGAAAAAUGCUUAA